This is a messenger RNA of Selaginella moellendorffii, 1893 nucleotides long. Its product is annotated as protein trichome birefringence-like 14. Gene Ontology annotation, cellular component: Golgi apparatus. NCBI's taxonomy places the organism in Eukaryota, Viridiplantae, Streptophyta, Lycopodiopsida, Selaginellales, Selaginellaceae. The transcript has 5 exons. The record is from RefSeq and is a predicted model, not a curated record. The coding region runs from base 286 to 1644 and encodes 452 amino acids. Gene Ontology annotation, molecular function: O-acetyltransferase activity.
CCUAAUCCUAGCAAAGCCAAACCUAUAUUAAAAAGUGACGAUAUUUGUGUGAAGCUUCAAACAAAUGACACGCGGUAAAUUCUCAUUCACCCGUUUAAUUUUAUCUUUGACCCCGUCCUUUUUCUUUUGAGAGGCAGGCUUUCGCGAGCUCAGUCACGGAUCCCUUGGCGACGAUUCAGCUGGACCGAAAAGCUUCUCUAGUCCCGGGCAAGCACAGCGCGAUAGGUGUGCUCGAUCAAUCGCUCGCUCCAUCGCUCAAUCGCGCGCUCUCCGUGCGAUUGAUUGAUGGGUUCUUCUUGCGAUGGUGGAGGCGGAGGAGGAGGAGAAGUGAGCUGCUGUAGAUCGCCCAAAUCGCCCGGCUUGUUCCUCGUGACAGGGAUCAAAUCCAAGCAGAUGCUCGUCUCGCUGCUCGCGAUCGUUUGUGGCCUCCUGCUGCUGCUCAAGAACCCAUCCUUGCUCGAAUCCGAGCGCUGGAGACCCGUCAUAUUCCAGCAGGACCAUCACCUGGACCUCGGCAGUGCUUUAAAGAAUGACCGAGCCGUUCCCAUCGCGGCUUCACACAGCUCACACUCCACGAACUUUGGAAUCUCCCCAUCUAUCGACGAUGACACCACCAACACAAAUGGCAGUGGUGAUCGCUGCGAUUUCUCGCGUGGGCGAUGGGUUUUCGACGAGACAAAGCCGCGCUACACUGGCCACCACUGCCGGGCAUGGCUUUCCAAGCCCUGGAUGUGUAGAUUGGAUCGACAUCACAACUUAAGUUACGAGAGCUACCGCUGGCAGCCGCGCGGAUGUGACUUGCCAGGCUUUGAUUCCACACAGCUCCUCCACAGAUUGAGGAACAAGACGAUAGCGUUCGUGGGCGAUUCGCUGGGGCGGCAGCAGUACCAGUCGAUGAUUUGUAUGCUGGUGGGCGACGCUUCCAUGCCCAAGAUCACGGACGUUUCGAUCGAGUAUGGGCUGGUGACCAAGGGCGAGGGCGCGCAACGAUUCGCCGCCACCAACACGACGGUCCUCUUCCACUGGUCGGCGUCGCUGGGCGAUCCGCAGCCCCUCGAGGCCGGGCUAUGGGCGCUCCACCUCGAUCGAGCGCCGGGGUUUCUCGCCAGGAACGCGCAGAGAUUGGAUGUGGUGAUCGUCAACACUGGUCACCACUGGAAUCGGGGAAAGAUCCGCGCGAACAAGUGGGUCCUCCAUGUCGAUGGCAAGGUCGCGAAUUUGCGAGUGGAUGCCGCGAGGAGGAUCGCGCUGACGAGCGCGGCGCGGUGGCUGGGCGAGCAGCGGGAGAGGAUCCGGGGAUUCGUGAGGAGCUUGUCGCCCAGGCACUUCCGGGGCGGGGACUGGAACUCUGGCGGGCGAUGCGAUGGGAUUCGAGAGAUCGAGGAGGAGGAAGAGCUUGGCGGGGAUUUGAUCGCCCAGGAAGCCGUGAGGAGCACGAAUGGAGCAGUGACGCUGCUGGAGAUUAGCAAUCUCUCCAGGACGAGGGGCGAGGCUCACAUCUCCUCGGCAUUCGUUGGAUCGUCCUCUUCUUCUUCUUCAUCCUCUCCCAGGCAGCAGGAUUGCUUGCACUGGUGCUUGCCCGGCGUCCCCGAUACUUGGAACGAGCUCUUGUUCGCCCAUCUCAUCGAUGAUCGUGCCCCUUGAUUCUUUCCACGCUGGGAUAUCGCAGUUUUCCUCGCAGAUGGAAUGAUCUGUGCCUCUCGAGCUCGCGGAUCCGUGGGGAAUCUCUUUUUCCGGAUGGGUGUAUGGAUCUUGCGGCUGCGUGGAAGAGGCCGAGGCCUUUUCUCGUGAUUUUAGAGCGAUCACGUUGCCCGCGUUUGAUGCACUCACGGAUUGUUUUUGGAAUGCCCAGGAAAAAUCAAAUGCAACUAACAUUGCCCAGUGGAGACGAUA